ACACACUCAUAUAGGCACAUGCGUCUGCAGACUCAAAUUUGUGUAUGAACUUGUCUGCGGCCCGUGUGGAAAAGAUAGACAGCUGGUUCACCAUCUUACUACCAAAACACGAAGGACAAACACCCUCUUCUCAUUCACCGUAGUGUUUAUGUCCAGGCAAACUCAUUCAAGACCGGCUUCUUAAACUUCUGAGCGACUUCUGCCUCCAUCAGUGAUAUGGCGAUGCAGUAUGAUCCAGAGGUGCAGUUUAAACUGGCUUAUGCAGACCCAGGAAGCGUUAAAACAGAGCAAAAAAUUCAGGAGAGGGGCCAGUGGUCAAGUAAAGUAGAAUUUCUCUUGGCAGUUGCUGGACAGAUUAUCGGCCUGGGAAAUGUGUGGAGGUUCCCCUACCUGUGCUACAAGAAUGGAGGAGGAGUGUUUUUCAUUCCAUAUGUGGUCUUCCUGUUUGCCUGUGGCAUUCCACUGUUCCUCUUGGAGAUAUCACUGGGUCAGUACACCAGUCAGGGCAGCAUCACCUGCUGGAGGAAAAUCUGCCCUCUGUUUGAAGGAUUGGGCUAUGGGAGUCAGGUGGUUGUGUUGUACUCCAGCAUCUACUACAUUAUCAUCCUGGCCUGGGCCUUCUUCUACCUCUUUUCCUCCUUUAGUUCUCAGCUGCCAUGGGCUAGCUGCAGUAACGCUUGGAAUACAGAAACUUGUUUUGAGUUUGACAGGAUGGAUAGUUUUAGCAACUUGAGUAUACCACAGAAUGCAACGUCUCCUGUUAAAGAGUUCUGGGAGAGGAGAGUGCUAAAUAUCACAGGCAGUGUGUAUGAGCUGGGCAGUGUGCGGUGGGAGCUGGCUCUCUGUCUGCUGCUGGCCUGGGUCAUCUGCUACUUCUGUGUGUGGAAGGGGGUGAAGUCUACAGGCAAGGUGGUCUAUUUCACUGCUACCUUUCCUUAUGUCAUGCUGCUGGUACUGCUGGUACGUGGACUCACGCUGCCCGGAGCCGUUGAUGGCAUCUUGUUCUACCUCUAUCCAGAUCCUACACGCCUCAUAGACCCACAGGUGUGGAUGGAUGCUGGAACACAGAUUUUUUACUCCUACGCAAUCUGCAUUGGGUGCCUCACUGCUCUAGGAAGCUACAACAAGUACAACAACAACUGCUAUAAAGACUGUGUGUAUCUGUGCCUGUUAAACAGUGGGACGAGCUUUGUGGCUGGCUUUGCCAUCUUCUCUGUGCUGGGAUUCAUGGCCUAUGAGCAGGGGACAGACAUCUCAACAGUGGCAGAGUCAGGUCCAGGGUUGGCCUUCAUUGCAUACCCCAGAGCAGUUGCCAUGAUGCCUAUUCCUCAACUAUGGGCCAUUUGUUUCUUCAUCAUGAUCAUUCUGUUGGGCUUGGACAGUGAGUUUGUAGGUUUGGAGGCAUUGAUGACAGCCAUAACUGACAUGUACCCAAAGUUCUUCCUCAUGGGUCAUCGACGCAAAUUCUUCCUGCUCCUCAUCUGCAUUGGGAGCUUUUUCAUUGGUCUGGUGAUGGUGACUGAGGGUGGCUUGUAUAUCUUCCAGUUGUUUGAUUACUAUGCCUGCAGCGGGAUGACCCUUUUACUGUUUGCCAUUCUACAGUCAGUAUGUGUAGGAUGGGUAUAUGGUGCUGAUCGUCUGUAUGAUAAUAUAGCAGACAUGAUUGGCUAUCAGCCAUUGCCUUUAGCAAAGUACUGUUGGAAGUACAUCACUCCUGUACUGUGCACAGGUACAUUCAUCUUCUCUCUGGUCAAAUUCACUCCUCUAAAGUUUAACAACACAUUUGAAUACCCCUGGUGGGGCUAUGCUAUUGGUUGGUGGUUCACUCUCUCUUCGACCCUCAUGGUUCCUCUUUGGAUGAUCUACGCCCUACUUAGAUCCAGGGGAUCACUGAAACAGAGAUUACAUGUUCUCUGCACUCCAGCAAGUGACCUUCCUUUGAGCAUGACACAGAUGGAGCCCCUGUGAAGCUAGGUGUUCUAGAGGCCUUACUGCUCUGAACAUCGGCAUGGACAUCAUUGAAGCACAAAGGACUCUAGCUAUGUCAAUCACAGAUACCCCUAAAAGCACAUUUACACCAGUCUUUGUGCAUCCUCUCAACUGACACAGUCACCAAGUGUAACGAUGAUCAAAGUGGUGCUCCUCUUUAAGUGUUAAAUGACUCUAGACCUUACCACAGAAUACCUCUUUAUUAAAUAGGACUGUUGCAAACUGCUGGAUGCUGUUCUCGCAGCAGCAAAGGAUACUGUACUUCAUGAAUGCUACACUCCUAAACCUCUACUGAUUAACAGGUGGAUGUGCACUGUGAUUUUUGUGUUGCCAUUUAAAUAGGUUUCAGGGAGCAGUGGCCAACAUCAUCAGGACAUAGAGGGAUGUGCUUUUGACAUUAGACAUUUACUUUAUUGGCAAGUGUUAAUGAAAAACAAAACUAGCUGAGAAGGAGGAGGAUGUGGGUUGUCUGUCAGAGAAGAAUGAAGAGGAUGUGGGCUUUUGAUGUCUGAGAACAUCGUCCAGCUUUAUGGAGCAUUGUAACUUAAUUCUUUGGUGCACAUCCCACUCUAAGGCCAAUGUGAACUGUAACUUUGCACUGAUGUUGUAAAGCAUUCAUUUCAUCCAACAUUUAGAAUGUAAUGGAUAACAAUUGGUGGCCUUUCUCUGAAGCAGUGGCACUCUGUCAAGGACAUUAAGCUCUAUGAGUCUGGUUCAGCAGCCACCAGAGGUUCUUAGCUGUUAAAAUCACUGAUUUUUUUUUAUUUUUUAGAUUCUUAACUACAGUGAAGAAAAAUAAAUUAAAAUCUAAAACAAAUGAAGAGGAGGACCAAUGCCAUUUCAGACGGACCAGUGACGAUAACAGUAAAGAGUCCCAAAAACAGAAGCUACUGCAGCUCAUGCUGCCGGGGGUCGUCAUGAUCAAAGACCCAGUUUUGUCUAGACUGACCUACUUGGCUUCCUUUAGUCAGCUGUUGGGUGACAGAAAAGCAAGUCAUGUGAUACAGACUGAAAGUGCCUUUUCCAUGACUUGUGUCUCAAUGAAUCCAACUCUGCACAUGACCAGACUUCCUAAAAAAUCUAUUUUUUUAUCAGUAAUGUGGCAAUCAGCAUAAAUAAAUGUAUUUUAAAGUGAUUUGACAAAGAAUGUGUGUAUUCCUAUUCAAAGUUGACUUUAUUAGUGAUUGCUGGUCUUUAGAAAUAAGGGUCUUUCUAGUAAAACAUGUUAGGAUGCAGAAGUUGGCCCCACAUUACAGCAUUCACUUUACGCAUAACUGUGUUAAAACUAGUUCUAGUGUCUCAUUCCUGCUUUUUAAGCCAUUGGCAGUAUAAUAGGGGAAAAUGUGUACUGUGUAUCAUAGAAGUUAGCAUAGAUUUAUACCAUUUCAUUUUAUGGAUAGACAACACAUUGCAGUGUUAAUAAAAGUAUUCACUUGUAUUUCUCACAAAAGUUCAGAUCAAUGUCUAGUAGCGGUCAGUAGAAUCAAUCAAGGACAAAAAAAAUCAUGUCACGACAUAGAUAAUUCAACUGCCAUUAUAAAAAUAAACUUAGCUGCUAUGAUAAGUAAGGAAGAUUGCUCAUGCAAGAGAUCAGCUGUGAGCUCACUGAUUGGAUAAAUAGGAGAUAAAAUAUCCGCCUUGUCCUUCAUCACAUAGAAUGCAGACUUGUGUAAAAUUAUAGAUUUACUACUGUGUCGUACUACAUUUAAUUUAAAUGUUCUGUUUCUUUAAAUAAUGCAGAGGAACUGAUGAAAGAAGUCCACUCUAAAAUGGUGCAUUCUACAAUAAAGUCUUUCAGAAGGGACUUAAUUCAGUGAGGCCCAUCCCAUUUUUCUCAUGCUCUAAGGCAGGGGUCAGAUCCUUGAGGGCUACAGUCCUGCACUCAUUAGAGUUUUCCUUCUAACACGGAAUCCAUCUCAUAAAGGCCUUAAUGAUUAGCUGAUGAGUUGAAUCUGGAGUGUUGAGUGUAAUAUUGCUAAACUCCUCAGGGCUCUGGCCCUCCAGGACUAUGGUUUUUGAAAUGAAAUAUUUUGUAAUGCAUUUUACAGAUUAUAUUAAAACCUUUGCACACA
This is a messenger RNA of Colossoma macropomum (tambaqui), 4061 nucleotides long. RefSeq names its product solute carrier family 6 member 22, tandem duplicate 1 (gene slc6a22.1). Gene Ontology annotation, cellular component: membrane. NCBI's taxonomy places the organism in Eukaryota, Metazoa, Chordata, Actinopteri, Characiformes, Serrasalmidae. The record is from RefSeq and is a predicted model, not a curated record. The transcript is spliced from 15 exons. Gene Ontology annotation, biological process: sodium ion transmembrane transport. Bases 217 to 1968 code for a protein of 583 amino acids.